AUGUAUGAUAAAAAUGAACUUCAAUCCCCAUUUACUGAUAUCACAAUGUCCCUGGAGGCCCAUAAAUCGUAUAUUGAUAACUAUUUAAUACCAGAAAUAAUCGAAAAAUUAAAUAAUGAGGAAUUGAUAUCCUACUCAAUUGAACAUUCCAGUGGCUUGGAUGGUUUCAUGUCGGCCCUAUAUAAUAUACAAUUGAAAACCAAAACAAAUAAAGGUGAAGUGGAACGUUUGCUGAUAGCAAAAUUUAUGAGAGGUGAUGUUGAGUUUCGAGAGUCCAGUAAAUCGUAUGUACAAUUUGCCAAUGAGAUUUUUAUCUAUUCCGAUGUUCUGCCACAAUAUGAAAAGCUGUUGAAUGAAUUGAAAAUCACUUCGCUGAAGAUAAGUGAAUUGGUGCCGAAUUGUUAUAAGGCGGCAUUUGGGUAUAUUGAAGGUCUCAGUUCCUCCCGGCAGUCGCGAGAAGCCGCCUUGGUUUUGGAAAACCUAAAGCCAUGCGGCUACGUUAUGGGUCCCCGUCUCAUAUUGGAUCGUGAACAUUUGCUGGCCAUGUGUAAACCGGUGGCCAAACAUCAUGCCUUUUCCUAUGCCCUUAGGGCCUUAAACAAUGACCUUUUGGAGCGAUUAAAAUCAGGUCUAAAUGUUUUACCUUUUGUGGCCCACAGCCCCGAAGAAGCCAAGGGUCAUUUGUAUACGAUCAUUUAUCGUUUGGCUUUUGAUCGUUUUUAUGAUUACUUCGAUCGUGUUAUCGACACAAAUACCUUUGAUAAAAAAUCUCCAAAGGAUUUGAAAUUAAUUGAAAAUCUGCGCAAGCUAAGGGAGAAAUAUUAUGCCGAGCCCACAAAAUUAUUGGAAAAAUUAAGGGUACAAGUGGAAGAGACGGAGGAGGAUAGGCGAUUUGCAGCCAUCUUACAUGGGGAUUAUAAUCGUAAUAAUGUGUUGUUUAAAUACCAAAAGGAAGGGGAGGGGGACAAGGUGGAGGAUGUUAAAAUGAUUGAUUUUCAAGAGGUACGUUAUGGUUCUCCCGUAUUGGAUUUAAGUUUCUUUAUGUAUUUCAAUUCAUCGGCGGAGGGCCGCUACGAAUUGUGGCCUGAAAUGUUAAGCACCUAUCACUCACACAUGUAUGGCACACUGAAAAUGAUUCUAGAAGCUUCCAGCAAAAGUCCCCAGGAAAUUGAAACAAUUUUGAGUUGGUAUAGUUUUGAAAAAUUCCAAACCCAUUUUGCCCGUUAUGCAUUUUAUGGUGUGCUGAUUUGUACGCAUUUCCUGCCAUGGAUGCUAUGCAGCGAGGAGGAAUGUUCCGAAUUAUCGGAAUUAUUUUCCAACGAUUUUACCGGGGAACGUUUUCGUAAACUUAGCAUAGAGGCGGGUGGGGACGAGGUGAAUUUGCAGAUAUUGGCUGCCAUGCGUCAUGCCUCGGAAAUGGGUUAUAUGGAUGAUUUGUAG
Musca vetustissima is the source of this 1440-nucleotide messenger RNA. RefSeq lists its product as uncharacterized. Bases 1 to 1440 code for a protein of 479 amino acids. Lineage: Eukaryota; Metazoa; Arthropoda; Insecta; Diptera; Muscidae. The transcript has 5 exons. The record is from RefSeq and is a predicted model, not a curated record.